UUUUUAAUUACCAUGACCCAUUCAGAAAAUAUCGUUUAACUUCGGGCACCUCCGACACCAACGUAAGAAAUACCGAGUAAGCGUAUAAAAGCUCCUCACAGCGAUAUCCCGUUCGCGGAGCUCUCAAGAAGGUUUCACGCGCUGGGCAGGAGCUUGAUUGAUAGGGCCAUUCUACGAUAUUCUCGAUCUGCAUCCGGUCCAAGAUGGCUCUUCUGGACGAUUGGAGAACUGUUGUCAAUGCUCAUUAUAUCAGCAAUAUCAUUCUUGCUGUUUUGUAUUUUAUUUUGAAAACAACACCGACAGUUUGCACAUUUCUUUUCGAAGACUGCAAGCUAGAAAUCAAAGAGUGGGAAUGGAUCACAUUUCUUGGCUGCGUCAUUGUUUUGAAAAAUAGAAAAGAAGCCACGAUCAACAAAUAUAUCUCUACUACCUGUUUGUUUGCCAAGAUCUUGAAUGUGGUGAUGUUCUUCAAGCAGAGUCCUGGUCUGGGUAUAGCUUACUGUGUUUUGUGUUUACUCCAGUUCAUAUUUCUGCCUGAACCAACAUACAAUGGUCCAGAGUAUGUCACCUAUUUCCGAGGACCACAUUUAGAGGAGGAGCUGGAGAAAGACACAAGAGUUAGAUGGUUCAUCACUUUUUAUGCAGCAUGGUCACCCACUUGUAUGCAGUUUGCUCCAACAUUCUCUGAAGUGUCAGCUGAGUACUCCCUAAACAAUCUGAAAUUUGGUAAAAUUGAUGUGUCCAGAUAUCCAGCUUUAGCUGAGAAGUUUAAGAUAGACCAUAGUGCUUGGUCCAGACAGCUUCCUACUAUUGUCUUCUUUGAGGAUGGCAAGGAAAAGACAAGACGGCCAUUAUCCACCAAACAUCAUACACUCAAGUUCUCUUCAACAAAGGAAAACUUUGUCAAAGAGUUUGAAUUGAAUGAGGUUUAUAACCAGUGCAAGAAGAAUCCCUUGGUUGUGAGGAAGAAAAAGGAUGACUGAGGGGCCCAUCUAUCAUUGUCACCUGUACAUGAUCACACAAGUGACUUCUAGUCGGCAUCGCAACACCACUCAAGCUCCUCGGCUUUCCUGUGGUUUUUAAUAUAAAAAUAACAAAAGAUCCAGGUUGAACCUGAAAUCUUUACUGUUGGAUGUAGGUGGGAAUGCAGUUAGGUACAGAUUGGGUUGUAUUUGUGUACAUGCAAUUUAAUUAAAAUCAGAUCUAAGUUCUCGCUAUCGCCAAACAAAGAUCUGAGGACAUUCCAUUACGGUUCAGAACGACCUUUCAUCCAACCAAUCAGAGCGUCGCUUACCAGAUCAUGAAAGUGACAGUCAGAAUGUGUUUUCUAAUCAUGCAACCACGAAAUAUUUAACAUGGGGUAUUCCGAACGACAGUUACAGGUUUUAUGAUUAUAUCAAUUCAAUCCAGGCCAUCUAUGUCAUUCCAGAAUGUUCUUAUCAGUUUUAAAAUAUUUAAUCGAGAACACGGCAAAAUAUGUUUCGAAGCGUAGUUGCCAGUUUGAAACUAGUGUCGUAAAACUCAAGAAAGCUGCCUUCUGAUUGGCUAAUGUCGAUUUCUUGUCAGUCAUUUUAUUGGUCGGUCAAAAUUCGCGAAAGGUCAUUCUAACGUGACCUGUAAUGGGGUGUCCUUAGAUCUUUGUUUAGCGGUAGCGAAAACUAAGAUCUGAUUUUAAUGAGAUUGGUGUACAUGUAUUGUAAUAAUUAUUCCAGAUAAAAAAUGAGUUUGUAAUUAAUAUUUUUUGCCCAAAUGGGUGUUGGCCAAUAACAAACAUCACAGACUGCAGUAUGUCUUCGUUGACUGACCCAGUUGUGCAACGAUGUAGUGACCACUGAGAUAAUUAUGGAUUUGGAUCAAAUAGCCUACUGAACCAUGUAGACAAGAACAGCCAAAGAUAUGUUUAGUAUUUUGUUCAUCUUUUGAACAUCUUUCUUAGUUAAUGAUGGAGAAAAGUCUUUUGUGUCAUCUUCAUUUUUGAUCAUGAAGAUUUCAUGACCAUAACAAAAAUGCAGUUAUCUCUGAAGAAUUGUUUUCUGGUGCCUUCCAAACAAAUUAGUGUAUGGAGUGAAAAUCCAUGAAAGUGACCACACUAUAUUACUGUUUUGCAACCCUUUGAAUUAGGCUUGGUUACUAUUUUGCUUACUCGGGUGGACAAAUGCUUUUGCUAGUGAGGUGAGCCAGUGUGGUAUUUAAUGUAUGUGUUAUUUAAGUGUGAUGAUGACUUGUAAGACUGAACGCUGGAUCACCUUGUGGGGCUCAACAUGUGGUAUAUUGGUAGGAGUUAGUGGGGCUCAACGUGUGGUAUAUUGGUAGGAGUUAGUGGGGCUCAACAUGUGGUAUAUUGGUAGGAGUUAGUGGGGCUCAACAUGUGGUAUAUUGGUAGGAGUUAGUGGGGCUCAACGUGUGGUAUAUUGGUAGGAGUUAGUGGGGCUCAACGUGUGGUAUAUUGGUAGGAGUUAGUGGGGCUCAACGUGUGGUAUAUUGGUAGGAGUUAGUGGGGCUCAACGUGUGGUAUAUUGGUAGGAGUUAGUGGGGCUCAACAUGUGGUAUAUUGGUAGGAGUGAAUAGGGCUCAUCAUAUGACAGUUAUUCCCCUGUCUUUUGAAACUUGACCAAACAUUAAUCCAAACCAUGAAUGUUGUAGUUUGUAUAUAUUGUUCAAAGUGUAUGUAACUGGAGUGACAACAAUGUUGCACAAUUAUUCUUUUACUGUCUUCAGUUGUGGAACAGUCCUGGUAUUGCUGCAAUCUGACAGAUUAAGAGACUUGACACUGUUACUGUGUUGUAGCGCUAAUAUUGCAUUAUUGAUUACACAUAGCAGAAUCUGAAACAUGCAUAACAUAUCUCUGUUGUGUAUAUGUAGUGUUUUAAUUGAUGACUUCAUUAAUGUGUGUAGCUCAUUGUGUCCUUGCCUUUGACUUUCUCUUGCUGCUACUGAUCCAGCUGUGUGCUGAAUGAAGAGCUGCAUGUCAUGAAUCUAGCCAGCUGAGUUUGUUUGUGUGUUGUGUGUUGUCCGUUGCGUUGGAAGACUUUAAGGUGGUGGUGACCACAGUGGCGGCAGACCCAUUUUAUGUGUCAUGGCUGAUUGUUCCUUCAAUUGUCAUAAUCAGUAAACAUAUUUUUAAAAUCAUCAAGACUGGUGACGCUGAAACUGUAUGAACAUGUCCCUACCAGUGAUUGUAAAUAGGAAAAUACUAAGAAAAUCUUUGAUCGCUUUCAUCUGAAAUUUAGCAUAUACAUUCCUAUGAAUGAAGGCAUCUGAUUAAACGCUCUAUUUUUCAGGGUUUUCUUACGACUUGAAAAAUAAUUAAAUAUUUCAAGAACAAACAUAAAACACUUUCAUCUAUUAAAGGCAAAGUUGUCUGAAUGAUUAUACCAGUGCUGGUUUCAAGUGCUUUAAAGACAUGAUCAGCUGUCAACUUGGCUUCAGCAACUGUGUCUCAUGAAUAACAAGGCAAGGAAAGCCAAACCAUUGUUGAUCUGUGUGGGAUGUAGUCACUUUCUGCACAGUAACCAAACUCCAGGAAAAGUGCUUCUCAGUUGUGUGUGUGUAUACAACUUGGAUGCGUAUUUGAAUUCAUAACAGAUUGAUGCUAACAUAAUCUGAAGUUAGUGACUUCAAGGUCAUUUACAGCUGGUUAGAAGCGUGCAUUAUAACCUGAUCGGGGUCACACCUUUUCAAAGUUUGUUGGGUUUGGUUGCAUCCAUAAACCAAUCAGAAAUACUGUUGAAGUAACAAUAGAUUUAAUGUUAUUGUAUUUGCCCAGUUGCCCUAUGUUUAAUGGGUGAGAAAGAUAAAAAGAUCCAAGAAAAAUAAUACAUGAUUAAACUAACACUUGAUUUUAUUGUAUGAAUUGAUAAAAUUCAUUGUAUGAAGACUGCCCACUUCAAACCUCUCCGAAGUAUUUACUAAAUACAUGUUACUAAAGAUCCUGCACUUUAAACAUUUAGUGUGCUAUCACCACUAAACUGUAACAAACAAGGACAUGCCAUAAUUAUUACAACAAGACUGUGACCUUAGCAAUAAUCGCUCAUCUGGAAUGAGGGUCACCAGAUCAUUCUUUGUAAGUACGGAAUAUGUCUUACCAAAUGUACUGAUGAUCCAUAUGACGGAGGGUUCAUUAUACCGGUCCCAACAUCGCUUGAACUGUAAUUCCGGUUUAACAGACAAUGAUAGGUAAUAACUAUUUCUUCAGCUGUUUCUUUUACAGUGUAAACUAUCUUGUUGGCAUCCAUCAUUUGUAGGUCACCAGACUGAAAGUCAAGUGAGCUUUUGUCAUGGUCUGCUUUCCUGGCAUGGUUGUCAUCGCCAGUAUCGUCGACUGUAAACAUCAUCUCCUCAGAAACCACAACACUGAAACUUUGAAUGGUUGUUCCCACCAAUGACAACACCUGAAUUUGCUUGAGAGAUUUAAAUCUGAUUUUCAAUAUGGUUGGCACUGCUCAGCCAGUUUCUGUUCAAAAUGUGUAGCUCAUAAGCUCUCACUAAAUGCAGGUUUCUUCUUAUGAUGACAUAUUAUUAGGAUUUUAAUGUGUUUUGUGAACCUAUUAGAAACAAUAUGUGUGAUCAGUAAAAACGUUAUUGCCCAAAAAAGUAUUAUAAGUCUCAGUAACUCAAACUUUGUUUAAAGUAAAUUUAACUUUAGUACAUAAUGUACAUCGCAACAAUGUUUAUUAUAUACGAUAGUGCAAUUGUUUUUGCAGAUUUAGAAACAUUUGGAUAUUUGUUACUUUUAUCCUCAGUAUUUUAGCUGGAAAUACUGAAGGCAGCUUGGCAAUAUUCCAGAUAUAUGACUGCCAUAUACAGAUCAAUCUCAUUAACAUCAGGUCUUAGUUCUUGCUACCACAAAACAAUCUGAUUUUAAUGAGAUUGUGCACAGUUUGAAUGUACUUGACAGGAUUGAAGGACCUUGUUCUGUAUCGCCCGUCAUGUGUUGUUCUUGGGAAGAUGACUUUCUGUAUGGGUACAACAUAAUGAAGCGGUAUGUAUAUUUUAUAAUCAGAAUAUGAAUGUUCAAUUGUUAUUAUCUAUACACAUGAAAAUAAAUGUUUUUUUAAAAUA
Molecule: messenger RNA, 5061 nt
Organism: Haliotis rufescens (red abalone)
Lineage: Eukaryota; Metazoa; Mollusca; Gastropoda; Lepetellida; Haliotidae
Product: thioredoxin-related transmembrane protein 2 homolog
Exons: 8
Coding region: 204-983 (259 amino acids)
Cellular component (GO): cytoplasm
Molecular function (GO): oxidoreductase activity, acting on a sulfur group of donors, disulfide as acceptor
Source: RefSeq, a predicted model, not a curated record